Molecule: messenger RNA, 1788 nt
Organism: Priceomyces carsonii
Lineage: Eukaryota; Fungi; Ascomycota; Pichiomycetes; Serinales; Debaryomycetaceae
Exons: 1
Coding region: 1-1788 (595 amino acids)
Source: RefSeq, a predicted model, not a curated record
AUGGGCUUGUUCAAGCUUAAAAUUUGGCUUCCUUUGGCUAUAAUAACAUAUUUUAUGUAUACUUUGACGGUUGUAUGUCCUAUUUCCAAGGAAGCAAACAUAUUACCUGCGGAAGGUGUCUAUUAUUACACUUGUUCUUUUAGCAAUAACUACAUAAGACCUAUCUUCUUAAGUACUAUUGACCCUGUUUUGCAAGAAAAGGUGCAUCCUUUUUUUGAAAAUAAUGUUAGACCGGUAUUUGAGGAAAUAGAUGAUAAAAUCAACUUUCAACGAAAUUACCACCUGUUAGUACGGCAAGUCAAAAAGGUGGAGAGCAGCUACAAGGUAAGAUCUAAAUUUAAUGAUUUGUUAAAGGUUUUACAAGCAAAAUCUAUUAAUUUGUUCUACUUUAUCAAAGCAAGUACUUCUCCAACGUUAAUGGAUUGGAGCGAUAAGAUCGCGUUAGGAAUUCAGAAGCUUUAUAGAAUGAUAUCAACCCUUGUUCACCUGAGAGUAGCGCCAGCACAAUCUAAAAUCUCCGAACUAUUUUCUUGGGUUUUUGAGAAAUUAAACGUAAGUUAUUAUUGGAGCAUGGUAAAAGACGCCUACAAAAUCUUGUUAGAGAAGUCGAAUAAAAUUAACUUACAAGAGAGAACGAAGUUUAUUAGAAAUGAGCUUAAGAAUGUAAUGCAUUUUAAUGAAGUGAAGCAUGCAACAACGCAACAAUCAGAAAAUAUUGUUGAUGUUGUAAAGGAUAUCAUAAAUGAAUUUUCAGAAGAUGAAAGCGAAGAUCUUACAAUAAAAGUAACCUCUACAGUGACAGUGACGCGCGAACCUUCAUCUUUGACCUCAUUGCCAGAUCAGGUAGACCAAAGUAAAGUCAAAAUUGAUGCUGAGCUAGAUCGCUGGGGACAGAAGGUGCAAAAAACUUUAAGUCUUGCUGCUCGAAAUUUACAACUAGAUAUGGAUCCAGCAGUUGAAGAAGUUAUUAAUUCAAUUAAGUCACAAAUUUCUGAAAAACUUCAAAAUAUACAAGCUGAAAAUUUCAAAAGCUAUAAAGAACUAGAUAAAAUGAUACGUGAAAUAAAUAGGGAUUUUGAAAAAGUAAAAAGUUCAGAACAGAUUUCUGAAUCAGUUACAAGGCAAGAAGUUAGGGAUAUUUUCACUCAGGCAUAUCAGACUGACGAAAAUAUUGUUAAUGGGAUACGAGAAAUCAUUAAUCAAAGUCACAAAGGUAUAUUAACGAAAUACUUUGAUGUAGUACAAGAUACGAUCGAUAUCUUGGAAUCAUUUGCUGAACGGACAGUCUUAGAGUAUUCGAACAGAUUAUCGAACAUAAUAGAAGAACUUGAAAAAUCUAGCCCUCAUUAUGAUGACGAAUUAACGUGGAAUGGUUGGAAACGUUUCCAUAAAAUCAAAGAAGAGUUUUUUCAUGCGAGGGAUAUGUAUUAUAAUCAAGCAAGCGAUUACAAAGAUAACAGUGCUCUUAUUCCAAGUGGAUUGGAAAAAUGGGACGAGUAUUUGAAAAAAGUAGAGUUUCAUAUCAGCGCCUUACUUCGUGAGCAUGACGACUACUUGAAGAUAAUGAGAGCGAAGGCGAACGUGGCGUUCCAGUUGAGAGAAAGUGCAGUUAGUGAUUUGCAAAAGAGAGUGAACCAGACAAAUCCUGCAGAGAACACCAAAUCUCAUUCCUGGGGAUCCGACGUGGAACUAGAUGGGAGCGAUCGACUUGAAGAUGAUGCUACGUUGGAUAGUAAUAUUAGUGAUCUCUCUGAUAUUGAUGAUGUUGGUGAUACUGUUGAUGAAUAA